ACAAGUUUAAGUGUCUAUUUGUGCAUUCUCAAAGUUAAAAGGCAUAUUUAUUUGUUAUACCUUAAAAAUAAGAUUACGUACAUAUUAUAUACAGAACUUCAAACACCUUCUCAAAAUCAAACUUAAAUUCUGUUUAGUAACUAAAAUAUGAUAAAACUCAUUUUGGAAACAAAUUUUCUUUGGAUUUUACUUCAAUUUUUACCCCAAAAAAAAGUUUUUUUUUUCCUAUAUCCAUUAAGGCAUUUACUUCGACACCAGCAACAGAGUAACAAAAAUAUUAUUCUUGAUAAGCGAACCCAAACAUAGAGAAGAAAUAAAAGAGCACUAUUUUCAAGAAAUGAGCCCACUAACUUUUUCUGGUAAAUUGGCAAAAGGUUGAUUUUUUAAACAAUGCCAAGUCCAGGUUCAAUGCCUCAAUAAUAUAGGAAAAUGAGCUACUUUUGUUAUCCUCACAUUAUCUAGAAACAUUUUUUGUUGUUAAUAAACAACGGUACAAGAAGUGCAGUUAGCAGGUGUUUGUCAAAAGUCAAUUAUGGAUAUUGUUUGAGAUAUGUGAUCAUUUCAUUCAUAAAUUUAAAUAUAACAAUAUUUGCUUAUCUAUGCGUCGAACAUAUCCUCUAACGUGCGAGAUUGAAUUUUUUUAGUGAGACAAACAUGCAAUAAUAACUAUGGGUGGUAAGCGUUGCUAUCUAAGAGUGCGUAGAGGGCUUGAAAAUUAUAUUAUGUAUAGAAAGUAAAAAAAAAUUGUAUCCAUAUAUUAUGAGUUGAAAUCCUUUGUCUUUUUUUCGCUCUAGCACCAUGUUGAUGAAAGAUCUAAGAUUUUAAACUUAUAGGUUCAAACUUCUAAAAUUCUUAGCCUUGAUUUUGCUAUAUUUUAACAUUGUGGGUCUAUAUCUACUAUUGUGUGCAAUAUUAGUGGAGUUUACACAUACAUUUACACUAUGCAUGGAAAGUAAUGAACCCUUUGUUCGAGACUGCAUCCGCCCGGCACCACUACGAAAUUGAAUAAUUAUUUAUCUCAUCUAAAAGUUUAAACGAAAAAAAAUUAUUUACCUAAUGAUAUGUUCAACAAAAAUCAGCAUGUCACAUUUUUCAAAUAAUUCAAGAUUUUUAUUAAUGCUGUACCCUAAAGUGGUAGGACAUGAUGUCCUGAAAUAGAUUAGGCAAAACCAUGUGGUCUUUUGCCAAUUUCUUCACCUGAUAUGUUUGCCAACUUCACACAUUAAUCUUCAUUAAUUUAUUGCCAAUUUGAGGAUUGAAAUGUCUCUCUCUCUCUAUAUAUAUACUCUACUCCACCUAUCUUCCAUUUCAAACACAAGUCAAAUUCAUUUCAAAUUAUAACAUCAAUUUAGCCUCAAAUUUUUUGUUUUUUAAAAAUGGGAAGAGGUUUAGUUGGAAUAUCAAAUGCUAAAGAAAAGCUUAGAAGAACAAUUUCACCAAGAAAUGGAAGUAUUUCAUCUACUACAAAUGAUGUACCAAAGGGACAUUUUGCGGUUUAUGUUGGUGAAACAUAUAGAAGAUUUGUUGUUCCAAUUUCUUACUUGAAUCAUCCUUUAUUUCAAGAUUUGUUACAUUGGGCUGAAGAAGAAUUUGGGUAUAAUCAUCCUAUGGGAGGUAUUACAAUUCCAUGUAGUGAAGAUUACUUUAUUAGUCUCAUUUCUUUACUAAAGUCAUCAUAGAUAGACUUUAAAGAAUUGUAAACUUAUUUCAUCUCAUAGUCUUAGUGAUUUUUCUUCUUUUUUUUUCCUCUACCAUUUGGUAUCUGAAAUUCAUUGGUCCGACUCGUCCGAAUUUAUGCAACUCUCAUUUUUCCACGAAGAGUUACUUUACUUCUAUGGCUCAAAUUCAAAACAUGUGAUUAAGAGAGCUUGACUAAAGUCAAGCCUCGAUCUCUUCAAUUUUGUAACAUGGACUAUUCCCAAUGUAAUAUGUAUAUUCAAUAUUCAAAUAAUGUUUUUUUUUAAA
This is a messenger RNA of Solanum pennellii, 1965 nucleotides long. RefSeq names its product auxin-induced protein 15A-like. Gene Ontology annotation, biological process: response to auxin. The transcript has a single exon. The coding region runs from base 1377 to 1679 and encodes 100 amino acids. NCBI's taxonomy places the organism in Eukaryota, Viridiplantae, Streptophyta, Magnoliopsida, Solanales, Solanaceae. The record is from RefSeq and is a predicted model, not a curated record.